Messenger RNA from Rubroshorea leprosula, 805 nucleotides. The record is from the annotation of a GenBank genome assembly. Lineage: Eukaryota; Viridiplantae; Streptophyta; Magnoliopsida; Malvales; Dipterocarpaceae.
AGAUACACUUUGGAAAAAUCUCUAAAUAAAAGGAGUGGGAUUCUACAUUCUAGAGAGAGAAACAGGAAAACUCGACCUCUGCUUCUGAACGUUUCCUGUGAAUUCUUCAUGGAAGACUUCAGAUCCAAAUCCUAUGCCGGUGGAAGAAUGCAGAUAGAGAAUUACAACGGACCCACUUCCUAUGGCGUCAACAGCAUGCAAGAUCUCAGGUGUUACAGCGCCUCCUACGCCUCAGCGGUGCGCCCUGCUCCGACCACCCAGACGGCCCCGAAUAACGAAAACAAGUUCAAAAAGGGGAAAUCGACAAACGCGGUGUCUUCAAGGAGCUGGAGUUUCUCCGAUCCGGAGUUGCAGAGGAAAAAGAGGGUCGCUAGCUAUAAGGUGUAUUCCGUUGAAGGAAAACUCAAAGGGUCUCUGAAAAAGAGUUUCAGGUGGCUCAAAGACAGGUACACUAGAGUCGUCUAUGGAUGGUAGGAAUUACCCAAUCUGUGCUUUCUUUCUUCAAUUGUUUCCCUAAGGUAAUGGUAUCUUCUUCUUUUUUCUUUUUUCUUUUUUUAAUUUUUUGCCUUUUGCUUUGUAAAUUUGGGUACUUUUAGAGUUCUCAAUUUCUGUGAAGGAAUAUCACAGAUUUUUAGUAACUGUAUUUACUAUGAUCUUUAAAGACUGUGAGUUAUCAGAAGAUGUUGGUGAUUUGAAGUUAAUAUGGUGACAAUUUGUGGAAGACAAUCGUUUUGAGGGUUUCCAACUUUGGACUCUAUUUACUUGAAUUCCAUAGAAAUCCCAGAGCUGUCUUAACAUUAUUUCU